Messenger RNA from Pseudomyrmex gracilis, 5942 nucleotides. RefSeq names its product protein TANC2 (gene rols). Bases 512 to 5233 code for a protein of 1573 amino acids. NCBI's taxonomy places the organism in Eukaryota, Metazoa, Arthropoda, Insecta, Hymenoptera, Formicidae. Gene Ontology annotation, molecular function: protein binding. The record is from RefSeq and is a predicted model, not a curated record. The transcript is spliced from 16 exons.
CGGUCAGUGCGCCGCGUGCGUGUCUUCUCUCUCUCCUCGUCUCGCGUUCGACGACGCGCGCGUUCGCCGCCGCGGAUGACUUGGAAAAAAUAAAAAAAAAUAAAAAAAAAUAAAAAUGACCGAGAAGACGCGUCGAAAGUCCCGGCGGGAGAGACCACAUGGUCUCCGGCUGGUUAUGUAGCGCGAUCCGUUAGUUAGACCGCGCGUACGAGGUGGAGAGACUCUCCGUCAGGUGCGAGAAUUCACCUUCACAGAUCCGUAGAACCCUUCGUUACGAAGCCGCUCUCUUGUACACGCGUGUGUAACAACUCGGUUGUAUGCGUGAUGGGAUUCGCGAGUGUGUGUCGUGCCGUGCGACGACGUAGCGCGGAAAGGAACUCCGUGCCGAAUUGAGUCGCGCGUACACGCACGUAAAAACGGAGCAAAACAGGGAACGUUCACACACGCAGUGAGGAGGAGCGCCGAAAGAAAGAAAGGAGAGAAAAGUGAGAAAGAGAGGAGCGGGAGAGACAUGGCGCCCCCCGACAGAUUGCCUCGCCCUGGCUCCGGUCUCAGCCUCUCUGUGCUCGACCUGGCGCAGAUACGAGCGUUGGUCGAGUCGACCGGAAUACUGGGCGGAUCCACUUGUCCGUCCUGCGAGAUGCCGUUCGACAAGGGUAAGAAGCGUCGUCUGAUCGACUCCUGCGGCCACGAGCGUUGCUACUCGUGCCUGUUCCGCAGCGAGGCAUGCCCGCUAUGUCUGCGCGGCUACGAUCCCAACAACGACGACGCGCCGGACGAGGCAUCGCCGCUCAGGGACGAGUUCGCCGCUUCCACGGCACCGCUGUCCGUUUUCGCGCCCACGGACGGCUGGCUCGAUGAGUCAUCGACGGUGAAUUCUCUCUGCGGCAGCCCCAGGCCACGCACCAAAAUCACCACGAGGGCUAAUCUGCCCUCACGAAUCGCGCACCAACGGGACGAAGAGGAACCUCUCUUUAUAGCAAUGGCGAAGAACCUGAAAAUCAAGUCUCCGGCACUUCCAGACUCCUCCGUUCCUCAAGCGCGGUACAAAGUUGAAAUGACGCAAAAUUGUCCUAUACCGCCGAAUCAACGGAGAAGAUUCUUCCUCAAUCCGAAGGUGCUCAGAAGUUCCUUCGCCGCUCAGAGAUCCUCGAGACGCGCAGCAUCCUCGCCCGAGGACCCGACCGUGAACGACAAUCCCUCCGCGUUAUCAGUUUGGAUGACCUCGUCCUGGGAGGGAAGAUGGCCCGGCGUCGUCCUGGGGAAGAUCAAGUCGCUGUGGAGCAGCAGUCAGGGCACGGCCAACGACGGUCUGAAUCAGCUCAUCGGCUCAUCGAACAAAGUCACAGAUGACGAGGGCGGUUGCGUGAAACCGCUGUCCUCGAAGACCAAUCGGAAGUCGUCGCAGUCAGAUCUGUACAUGCGACUGGGUCUGCUGCUGGGAUCCGGUCGGGGAAACACGGAGACGGGUCCCACUUCGCGAGCUCCGAUACAGAGGAACGACAGCUCCGCGGCCUCCUUCAGCAGUCUGACCAGCUUCGAGACCCAGACUCAGGCCUCGACGAACACGAGCCCGGUGUCGACGCUGACGGGCACGUCGAGCGAGGCCGAGGCCGCGGCGGCGCUGCGAUGUCCCGUGAAAUCGAAGACCAAGGCCAAGACCAAGACUAAAUCCAGGGACUGCGACAGCAGCGGCAGCCUGGCGUCCAUCUCGACGUCGCUGUCCGCGUCCACGUCGAUGUCCAUGUCCAUGUCCGUGUCCGUGUCCGGUCUGUCGAACGGCAGCUCCAGUCCGCUCACGCCGAGAAGACAUUCCGUCAACACCGCGCAGGGAAGUCAGACCGACGAGUUCGGCCAGCUGAAGAACAGACGAUCCUGCACUCGGAGAUCGGCCAGAAUCGGCAACGUCAAAGGAUCCGUAGACACUAAACCGCGUUUCGUUCAGCAUCACGCGCAAUUGACUCUCAAGCCGUUGUUCUUCGAGGUGCCGUUGUUAGAAGAGGAUCCGCUCUUCGCGGGCCGGCAGUGGCUGUUGCACGAACUGGAAGCCGUGAUCAACGGUUCCGGUCCCGGUAUUCUGAUCUCCGGAUCGCCGGGCACGGGAAAAACCGCGCUCGUUCUGCAACUGGUGGAGCACAGCUGUUUCGGUAGACGAAGAGAGCAACCGAGAUCCCUGGAAGUGAGCGAGGAAUGCGACGAGAAGGAAAAACAAAUUGGCAACACGGUUCUGCAAGCUAAUAUCCGACACACUAAUGAAAAAGUUCGCGAAUUAGCGUCACACGUUGUCGCUUAUCACUUCUGCCAAGCCGACAAUAACAGUACCUGUCUAGUGCCGGAUUUAAUUCACUCGUUGGCAGCGCAACUCUGCCAGGCUCCACAAUUGAUCUCAUACCGAGAAUAUCUUCUGUCCGAACCUCAUCUUCAGGGUUCGCUGUCGCAAAGAGAAUGCACCGUCGAUCCGGAUCUCGCUCUCUCCAGGGGUAUUAUCGAGCCGCUUUUGACCCUGAAGAAAGCCAACCGACUGCCGGACUCGAACAUGGUAAUACUAAUCGACGCCAUGUGCGAGGCGGAGUAUCACAGACCGGACCGAGGCGACACCAUAGCUUCCUUCCUGACGAGGCAUGCACCUAACAUUCCUAGUUGGUUGAAGAUCGUUUGCACGGUUAGAACGCAGUUGCUGGACUGCGCGAAGCAAUUGCCGUACACGAGAAUUUCCUUAGACAAGACUGCGAACGAUGCGAUCGGGAACAGCAUCACGAAGGAUCUGUCCGAUUACAUCGGUUACAGGCUCGCUCACAGUCCUUCGAUACAGGCGAACGUGACCGCGUCGGUGAACAGCAAAGCGGAAUCGUCGUGCGCCGCGAAUCAGACGAGAUUCGCUUCGCACUUGCUCGCACUAGCCAAGGGCAGUUUUCUCUUUGCCAAACUGACGCUCGAUCUCAUCGAGAGCGGACAUUUAGUCGCCAAAUCUGCGAGUUACAAGGUAUUACCGGUCUCUCUCGCGCAGAUCUUUCUGUUGCAUUUUAACUUGAGAUUUCCCACGGCAACUUCGUUCGACAAAGUGCAACCUCUUCUGGCCGUCUGUUUGGCCGCUCUGUAUCCGUUGACUCUACCUGAAAUAUUCUAUUCUGUAAAUUCCUUGAACACAGACCAAUUUAUAACGUGGGAAGACUUUUUACAAAGAUUCAAGAUGCUCUCUGGCUUUCUCGUAAAGCGCUUAGACAACACGUACAUGUUCUUUCACCCCUCGUUCAGGGAAUGGCUGAUGAGAAGAGACGAGGGAGAAUCGACAAAGUUCCUGUGCGACUACAGACUCGGGCACACGGCGAUCGCGUUCAGACUGUCGCGUCUUCAGGCACCGCUGGACGGUGACAAGGCCCUGGAGUUGGGUCAUCACGUACUGAAGGCGCAUGUUUACAGAGGCGUGGCUCCGUGCUGGCCCUCGCGCGAUUUACAAGCUAUUUGGCUGACUCUGUCAACCGAAUGCAUUUCCUCGGCGUUGUGCAUGCUGCGGAACAUCUACAGCCCGAACGUAAAGGUGUCGAGAUUGCUCCUGCUGGCGGGCGCAUCGCCGAAUCACAUCACCGAAUAUCUGGGUAACGCACCCGCUCUGUGCAUGUACGCGCACGAGGGUUCCGUCGAGAUGGUGUCGCUCCUCCUCGAGUUUGGUGCCGACGUCGAGUUGACCAAUAAUCAAGGUUGCACCGCAUUAUCGCUGGCAGCCGCUCGAGGACACUGCGACGUAGUCAGAAGAUUGGCAGCUGCCGGAGCCUCACUGGGACACGCGGACAUGGCUGGCCAAUGUCCCUUGGUGCACGCAGCUAGGCACGGAAGACUGUCCGUGGUCGGCUACCUUCUCGCUUGCGAUUGGAUCGUGCCGACGGAGAACAGAACGGAAAGCGGUGCCUCGGAAAUAAGCAGAGAGGAAGCCGCUCAGCAGGCCGUUGUCGCGGCCGCGUCACAAGGUCACGAGGCCGUCGUGGAGUAUCUCUUGGAUAUGGCCGAGGUGAUCGUUGAUCGACCCGAUACGCUGAUAGGCGAGACCGCGCUGACAAUCGCCGCCGGCAACGGUUCAACCGCGACGGUUUCCGCGCUCCUGGCUCGCGGCGCCAAUCCCCUGGCCGUGAACGCGAAAGGACUCUCACCCCUUAUGCUAGCUGCUAGGGAAGGACAUUGGGGUACCGCGGAACGGCUCUUGCAAGGAGAUCUGUCCAGCAGCACGGACACAAUAUCGAACGAAGCUGCGUUGCUUCUGGAACAACACGAUUAUGCUGGACGUACCGCGUUAAUGCUGGCAGCUUCGGAGGGUCACGGUAAUCUCGUCGAACUGUUUCUCGACAAAGGAUCAAUCUUGGAAACGAAGGACAAAGAAGGUCUCACCGCUCUGGGAUGGGCGUGCGUUAGGGGACGCGUGGCCAUUGUGCAAAUGUUGCUCGAUCGCGGCGCCGAUGUCAACACGAAUGACACCACUGGUAGAACUCCGUUGGAUUUGGCCGCAUUCCAAGGUAAUCCAAAACUGGUGCAGCUGUUACUUGAGAAGGGAGCCGCGGUAGAACACGUCGACAUACACGGCAUGCGACCCCUGGAUCGAGCUAUCGGCUGUCGCAACAUACCGGUGGUGCAAUGUUUCCUGCGCCGUGGUGCCAAACUGGGCCCCGCCACUUGGGCCAUGGCUGCGGGCAAACCGGACGUUCUGAUAAUCUUACUGAACAAGCUUCUGGAGGACGGCAACGUUCUUUAUCGGAAGAACAGAUUGAAGGAAGCGUCGCAUCGUUACGCGUACGCUUUGAGAAAGUUCCCAGCGUCGCCGGAGGAGGACUGCCAGGGACAGGAGCAGAGUCACUUGAUGCUGCAGCUCCAAACUUUCACGCAGCUUCGGUUGAACUUUCUUCUGAAUCUCAGCCGAUGCAAGCGAAAGAUGAAUGAAUGCAUCGAAGCCAUCGAAUUGGCAAACGAGGCGCUCCUGGUCCGGCCCAUGUCUUACGAGGCGUUUUACGCCCGAGCGAAGGCGCAGGUGGAUCUGGGUCUGCUCGAGAACGCGCUGUCGAACGUUCAGGAGGCUCUGCAAAACGCUCCAGCCCAGAACAAGCAGGAUCGCAGAGUGCUCGCGAUCCUGAAAGAGGAGAUCGUCUCGCGGAUAAACGGCGCCGGGACCAGCAGGGAAUACGGCGACGACUGCAGCAUCGCCAGAUCUCGGUUGAGGGCGUCGGUGGACACUCUCACGGAAUUAUAACGAUAAAUCAUCAACUUUUCUUUGCAUUGUAAAUUAAUGUAAACGCUUCGAACAAGAUUGUGCUCUCAGAAAACAAAACAAAAUUGUGCAGCUUUUUUACGUAUUUUAUGUACACGUGUACACGUUCGAGGGAGAAUAAUUUAUUAUAUAUGUAUUAUUUAAUGUGUCUUUUGCGUUUAUUUUUUAUGCCCAAAGAAUUCGACGCAACGAGAGUUGAUAAAAAAAUUCGAUCAUCACACAAUUUUGUACGCUGUGUUAGAUUUAAAGAGGGUGAAAGCUUCGCCGUAAAAAAAAAAAACAAAAGACGAUCUUGCCAUGAAAUUGUAAGAUGUGUGUGUGAGUUGCAAAAUCAUUAACAACACAUUGCUUCCUACCGGAAACUUUUUUUGACCAAUAUAAAGUCUGUGUUUUUCAGUAUAUGAAUUUAGUUAGUCAUUCUUUUUUUUUAAUAUUUAAUAUUUAAGUAACGCAAUCGUUAUGAAGAGAAUUAUAUAUAUAUAUAUACAUAUAUUAACGCUUUUUAACAUUAAAAUAAACAAUGUUCUCACUUGUGAGACGUAAUUCUAGAAUAGCAUGUGUAUUCUCAAAAAUCUCAAAUGUCCUAUAACGAAAGAGACUUCAACUAUAUCACACAGAGAACUGAUUCCGCACAUAUAUAAGCUCCAUUUUAUAAGCGUUCCAGAUAUAUAUAUAUAAAAAAAAAAAAAAA